Molecule: messenger RNA, 606 nt
Organism: Plasmopara halstedii
Lineage: Eukaryota; Oomycota; Peronosporomycetes; Peronosporales; Peronosporaceae
Exons: 2
Coding region: 1-606 (201 amino acids)
Source: RefSeq, a predicted model, not a curated record
AUGUCGUGGAGAACAGAGGAACAAUGGAGACGACCUUAUGGUGCCUCCCGCCAAAUCGUUGCUGAUACUCAAGAGGGAAGAGCCAUUAAUUACAAUAUCCAUGCACAAAAUUAUCGGAGACCAUAUAUGACGUCCGAAACGCAAUUUAACGAUCUGAGUACCAGCUACAGUCGAGUCCGAAACGUAUCUCGUACCUCCCAGGUUGAGAUGAAUUGGCACGAUGGACGCUACGAGAUGGAGACGCUAUGUAAUCCAGAAGAAGAGACACAGGGAAAGAGGAGCGGGUUAAGUAAACCUUUUUUUGAGGCUCAGCAUUUGAGUGACAUAGCCUCACUAUCGACAACUAAUCAUGAUGGUGAGACUGAAAGAGAGAAUUCUUGUCGAGUGACUUGGUGUAAGUUAACAAGGAAACGGUAUGGAUUGUGCUGGGCACAUGGUGGAGGUACGAUGUGUAUUACUACUAAAUAUGCUACAGAGAAGAAAAGUAGAAUCUCAUUCUUAAUGUUCUUAGUCCAAAAGUGCUGCCAUCGCAACUGUUCGAAGAUAGCAACAGACACAAGCGAUUUCUGCUCCAUCCACAUUCUUCACCGCACACAUUCGCGAUAG